CAAGCUUUUUCACUACAGCCCUGCGCUGACACAAAUUACGCUAUAUCGAACUUUGGCCACCACAAUGUGCGACUGGGAAGAGUUCUUGUUCACCUGUAACCACUCCCGAGUCCGCCUAAAGUCCUACUGCCAUUUUGCGCGAAAUGAUCCCAACCACGGGUGUCUGGGCGUCAAGGUGCUCCGCAACUCAUGGAGGCAAAGCGUACCGUGCGAUGAGUGCGCAUCCAAAGGUGUAUCGCAUCGGAGGACUUGACUGAAUGUCACUACUACAUUUCGAUGGACGACCAUGAAGCCGGCGAGCAAGGGAGGGGUAGGGGUAGUGACCGAUGUCCGGGGCUUGGAGAUGGUCUCGGAGGAGUGUACAUCAAACUUGUUUAUCGGUAUUUACGCAUGAAUCGUGUUUAAGUGGAAGGAUUUGCGGCUGAUGGAGGGUCUGUAUUGAGAGGGGGAGAAAAAACGACAAGGCCGAAUGAGAGAGGGGGUUAUGAUGUGUCGAUAGCUUGAUUCAUGCAGUGGACGUGGUAGGGGAGGGGUGCCCUCGACGCUAAUUUAAGAUUGAGAUUCUCAGGUGG
Trichoderma asperellum CBS 433.97 is the source of this 572-nucleotide messenger RNA. RefSeq lists its product as uncharacterized. NCBI's taxonomy places the organism in Eukaryota, Fungi, Ascomycota, Sordariomycetes, Hypocreales, Hypocreaceae. The record is from RefSeq and is a predicted model, not a curated record.